GUUUAAACGACAGGUUUUGGCAUCUACUUAACCGGUGUUGGAUAGGAGAGCUUAAACGUGUGAAGGGGUCUCGUGGUUUGUGCUUCGAAGCUCUUGUGUUUUGUGGCCAUGGCUGCUCGGAGAGGAAUCUGUUCUUUACUAUCUCGUUCUCUGUUAUCAUCUUCUUGUUCUUCUGGUUAUGGGUUUGGUUCUUUUCUUCAAUCUCGUGGGAGAGUUUCAAGGUUGCAUGGAAGAGGGAGAAGAUUCAGCUCAUCUGCUGUGGCGGAGGAGGAACUUGUUACUCCUCCUGUUCAGAUAAGUUACACUCAGAAUCUGAUUAAUGGGCAGUUUGUGGAUGCUGCAUCAGGGAAAACGUUUCCGACCUACGAUCCUCGCACCGGGGAAGUGAUUGCUCAUGUUGCCGAGGGCGAGGCGGAAGAUAUCAACCGGGCGGUAUCGGCAGCUCGCAAGGCUUUCGAUGAGGGCAAAUGGCCGAAGAUGACUGCUUAUGAACGAUCGAGGAUAUUACUGCGGUUUGCUGAUUUGGUUGAGAAACAUAGCACGGAGCUUGCAGCAUUGGAGACAUGGAACAAUGGCAAACCUUAUGAACAAUCGGCUCGGACCGAAAUACCUAUAUUCGUGCGCUUAUUUCACUAUUACGCCGGGUGGGCGGACAAAAUCCAUGGCUUGACCGUUCCAGCUGAUGGGAAAUAUCAUGUGCAAGUAUUACAUGAACCAAUUGGAGUUGCAGGACAGAUAAUUCCAUGGAACUUUCCUCUCCUUAUGUUUGCUUGGAAAGUUGGUCCUGCUCUAGCCUGUGGCAACACCCUUGUCCUAAAAACUGCAGAGCAAACGCCUCUGACCGCUCUUUAUGUCGCAAAGUUAUUCCACGAGGCUGGUCUUCCUCCAGGAGUUCUGAAUGUCGUUUCGGGCUAUGGUCCAACAGCGGGUGCUGCCCUUGCUAGCCACAUGGAUGUGGACAAGGUAGCCUUUACAGGAUCGACGAACACGGGAAAAGUUGUGCUCGAAUUGGCAGCUAAAAGCAAUUUGAAACCGAUAACGCUCGAACUUGGAGGGAAAUCGCCUUUCAUCGUUUGUGAGGAUGCAGAUGUCGAUAAGGCCGUGGAGCUUGCUCAUUUUGCUCUUUUUUUCAAUCAGGGGCAAUGUUGCUGUGCUGGAUCUCGUACUUUUGUGCAUGAACGUAUAUACGAUGAGUUUGUCGAGAAGUCGAGGGCACGUGCCCAAAGACGUGUGGUUGGUGAUCCUUUCAAGAAGGGUGUUGAACAAGGUCCUCAGAUCGACUCGGAGCAGUUUGCAAAAGUCCUAAGAUACAUAAAAUCUGGCAUUGAAAGUGAUGCUACUUUGGAAUGUGGGGGUGACAGACUUGGGUCCAAGGGAUACUUCGUCCAGCCGACAGUUUUCUCAAAUGUUAAGGACGAUAUGUUGAUAGCAAAGGACGAAAUCUUUGGCCCAGUACAAUCCAUCUUGAAAUUCAAGGACAUUGAUGAAGUUAUUCAAAGGGCAAAUGCAACUCGUUACGGUCUAGCUGCUGGAGUUUUCACUACAAACCUCGACACAGCCAACACCAUAACACGAGGAUUGAGAACAGGGACGGUGUGGGUCAAUUGCUUCGAUGUAUUUGACGCUGCAAUACCGUUUGGUGGGUAUAAGAUGAGCGGAAUGGGGAGGGAGAAAGGAAUUUACAGCCUCCAAAACUAUUUGCAGGUAAAGGCUGUAGUUACUCCUCUGAAGAAUCCAGCAUGGUUAUGAGAAUGGGAGUAAUGCCAGUGAACUAGAAUAAUGUUUUAUUUUCAGUUUCAGCUUUGUUAUUUGCACAAAAAACAAAACUUUUAUUUCUGUACUCUAG
Messenger RNA from Cucurbita maxima (winter squash), 1846 nucleotides. Its product is annotated as aldehyde dehydrogenase family 2 member B4, mitochondrial-like. The transcript has 11 exons. Bases 109 to 1749 code for a protein of 546 amino acids. NCBI's taxonomy places the organism in Eukaryota, Viridiplantae, Streptophyta, Magnoliopsida, Cucurbitales, Cucurbitaceae. Gene Ontology annotation, molecular function: aldehyde dehydrogenase (NAD+) activity. The record is from RefSeq and is a predicted model, not a curated record.